CCCGAUAAAACUAUGAGACCGAUAUUUUGAGAUAAGUCAGCAAAUACGUAAAAAAUCAAUGAUGCAUACUUCUUAUCGACUAUGGACCACUAGGAGUUGGAUUCUUUAAUAUAAUUGGUUGUUUCUCUUGUACUAGCUAACAUAUGUAGUGCAUAUAUAUAGAUAGAUAAGCCUAAGCAAGUUGAUUAAGUACUAGGAUAGGGGAAGUGAAGAAAGAAAAGGAUGGUGAGGCGGCUGUUGCUUGUUUGCACGAUUGUAUUCUUAUGGCUGAUCAUUCAUGAUUCAUUAGCAUCGGCAGUACCAGCAGCGACCAUAGGAAAACAUGGUUGUCAAACGGAAUGUGGAAACGUAAACAUCUCUUUCCCUUUUGGCAUUGGAUCCCCACAUUGUUAUGCUGACGAUUGGUUCGAAGUAGUGUGCAAAAAUUCUAGUAGACCUUUCCUAAAACGCACCAAUCUCGAAGUCCUCAAUACGUCUUAUAUUGACGGCUACUUGGAGACAGAUCAGACUAUUCAGGUGAGAAGCCCAAUAACUUUUUGGAAUUGCAAAGGCAAGGGAACCCAAGGGCCUCUUAACUUGACAGGAAGCCCCUUUGUCUUGUCCAACGACCAAAACAUAGUUGCUGCCAUCAGUUACGAUGUGCUAGCGUUGAUGUCUUCAUCAAUCUUGGAUGGGACUGAAAUUUCAGCAGGCUGCAAGUCCAAGUGUUCAAACAAGUACCAUAACAGAAGCUGCAACGGAGUGAAUUGCUGCCAAACCACCAUUCCAUCUCAUGAUAUGCAGACCUAUACUAUCACUUUUCAAAAUACGGACUCCGUAUGCAAAUACGCGUUCGUGGUAGACGAAAAUUGGUUUAUGUCAUCCAAUUCUACAGAUUUUGUUGAAAUUAAAGAUAUGCACUUCGUUCCGGUGACUCUGUAUUGGACAUUAUACCAUUCGCCACAAGAAAUUUUUGGAAAUGAAUUCAUGCCAGAAAACUCAGGAAGCAAAUAUUAUUGCCAGAAUGGCGCCGUUUCAGGAAAUCAGACGUCUUUUAGAUGUUUCUGUAAAGACGGCUAUAGUGGAAUUGCCUAUCUUUCUCCUGAUGGAUGUCAAGAUGUCAACGAAUGUGAAAUGUCUCCCACCAUAUGUGAUGGAGUCGGAACUUGUGUGAACACAGUUGGAUCGUACAAGUGCCGAAAGCCCAAGGUUCUAGUUGUCGUUAUAGGUUUCGGUAGUGGUCUUGGAGCAUUGUUUCUUCUAAUUGGCACAUGGCGUUCAUACAAAUUCAUCAAAAAAAGAAAAGCCAUUAGACGUAGAAAAAGGUUCUUCAAACGAAAUGGCGGUUUAGUGUUGCAACAACAAUUAUCUUCAGGGGAAAUUUAGCUUCUUUUAUUGGCUAGCAGAUUUGAUGUUCAAGGAGAGAUUAAUAAGCAAAAAAGACCCCAUCAGAAAAAUAAGACGAGAAAUUAAUUAGAUAAAUAAGACAGUAUUUAUUAAUAAAUAUCUCUCGCAAAGUGAGUGGUGAUGGCAAAGAGUUGAGUAAGCAAUGUAUAUGCAUCGAUGCAUAGUCAAUCUUGAUGUGCUUUUUAUUGUACAAAUAAAUAAGAAAAUUUAUACAGUAAAACUAGUAUUUUCUCAAAAAUAAAAUUCUCCACCUCCAAUGUCAAUAUAUAUUAAAGUUUGAAUCUUUAAAGACCACAGGAAAAGAUAUUAGGGUAGAAGUAAAGUUUUCUUAU
Molecule: messenger RNA, 1718 nt
Organism: Ziziphus jujuba (common jujube)
Lineage: Eukaryota; Viridiplantae; Streptophyta; Magnoliopsida; Rosales; Rhamnaceae
Product: wall-associated receptor kinase-like 3
Exons: 4
Coding region: 223-1365 (380 amino acids)
Cellular component (GO): membrane
Molecular function (GO): polysaccharide binding; calcium ion binding; protein serine/threonine kinase activity
Source: RefSeq, a predicted model, not a curated record